Molecule: messenger RNA, 1113 nt
Organism: Elephantulus edwardii (Cape elephant shrew)
Lineage: Eukaryota; Metazoa; Chordata; Mammalia; Macroscelidea; Macroscelididae
Gene: NDUFA10
Product: NADH dehydrogenase (ubiquinone) 1 alpha subcomplex, 10, 42kDa
Exons: 11
Coding region: 1-1113 (370 amino acids)
Biological process (GO): mitochondrial electron transport, NADH to ubiquinone
Cellular component (GO): cytoplasm
Source: RefSeq, a predicted model, not a curated record
AUGCGAAGGCAGACGUCGCUGCUCACGUGCGGCUGUGUGUUUCAGGGCGCGGUGCACACGAGCGCCCGGCUCGGGCUCAGGUAUGGCGUGCUGGCCUUCGUGCUGGGCGACAAGGUAAGCAAAAGGCUGACGGAGCGCAGCAAGGUCAUCACCGUGGACGGCAACCUCUGCUCUGGGAAAGGCCAGCUCGCCAAGGACCUGGCGGAGAAGCUCGGUAUGAGGCACUUUCCGGAGGCAGGCAUUCAUUACGCAGCCAGAAGAGUGGGCGAUGGGAAGCCGCUGGACAGAGAGUUAAGCGGCGACUGCAGUCUUGAGGAGUUUUAUGAUGAUCCGAAGAGCAACACUGGCAACAGUUACCGCCUGCAGGCCUGGCUGUAUGCGAACCGCCUCCUGCAGUAUGCGGACGCCCUGGAGCACCUGCUGAGCACAGGCCAGGGUGUGGUGUUGGAGCGCUCCAUCUUCAGCGACUUUGUCUUCGUGGAAGCGAUGUAUAAGCAGGGCUACAUCCGAAAGCAGUGUGUGGACCACUACAGUGAGGUGAAGAAGAUCACGCUGUGCGAGUACCUCCCUCCACACGUGGCCAUCUACAUCGACGUGCCCGUCCCCGAGGUUCAGAGCCGCAUCCAGAAGAAAGGAGAUGUAAUCAGACUUGCCCCGCUGCUUGUGGCUGACUUGGGCCCGUUGACAAGAGCCCAUGUCCUCCCGAUGGCCGCCGAGCCCUCACGGCUGCCCAUGGCUGACGCGGGCCCACUUGCUGUGCAGCAGGGCGGUUCGACACUGGUGACUGGUCUCUGUGAGAAGUGCGAGGUUCUGCAGUACAGCGCACGGGAAGCUCAGGAUGCGGAAAAGGUGGUGGAGGACAUCGAGUACCUGCAGUUUGAGAAGGGGCCUUGGCCGCAGCAGGACGACCUGGCAUUCCACAACCUGCGCAUGCUGGUUCAGGACAAAUCCAAGGUGAUCCACUUCACCACCAUCCCCAUCUAUCUUCCCGAGAUCACCGUGGGAGCCCACCAGAGCGACCGCCUCUACCACAAGUUCAGAGAGCUGCCGGGCCGGAAGUACGAGCCUGGGUACAAUGCCGAUGUGGGUGAUAAGUGGAUCUGGCUGAAGUGA